UUCAACGAGAAAAAAGGAUUUCUAGGGGGGGAUUUUGAAUUUUUUUUUUAUGAUUUGGAGAAGUGGGUGGUUUGGUUUGUGUUCAGUUGAUGUCGUGGCGCAGAGCUGGACUGAGCAUUGGACGGAACAUUGUGUACAAACGGCGGCUCUGCACUGCAACCCGCCGCCGUCGGGUGGAGGACGAAGGUGACUGGUUCUACUCCUCCGAGUGGUGGGGGACGGAAUCUGAUGGCCACACUAUUCUGCGCACCGGCUCCGAUCACGGGAAUGGCGUCGUCUCUGUUCUGGCUUAUCCCUCUUCUCGACCCGCUCAAACUGACUGGCCUAAAACUGAGAACUGGCUUCAGGAAAGGUAUGCAGCUGCACAUCCAAGUCAUCAGAAAAAGGGUCGUUUGAAGAUGCUUCGAUACCAGUGGCGUACUCUUCACUUUAACGAAACCACACGCCAGAGCACUGCUAAAGUAAUGGCUGCUUACCACGACUUAAAACCUGGCUCUAUGUUCUUGAUGCAACAGCCUCAUUGUUUAGCUGUUCCAUAUUUAAAGAGUAUGGCAGCGACAGGUUUGAGUGCUCUGGCGUGCUCUGAUUAUGACCUUGCUGGUGUUGCAUUCGGAAAGAAGAAAAUGCGUGUAUUGUGCAUUGGUCAUGGUGGAGGAAGUUUGCCCUUGUUCCUGGCAAGCAAAUUGCAAGGUGUCCAAGUUGAUAUAGUUGAAAUCGAUCCAGUAGUCAUAUCCACAUCAAUCCAAGCAAUGGGGUUCCCAGCUUUCUCCCUGAUGAACCGAUCUGGACAACGCUCCACACCAAGCCCCUGCACCAUAUGGAUGUUGUUCUUUGGAAAGGCAUCCACGAAAGGCUCCGUCUUUACGAAGCAGAUGCAGAUAUGUUCAUCCUGAACACCGGCGAAACCACAGUUUACGAUAUGGUCUUCAUCGAUGCCUAUGAUGGAGAUGACAUCUUCCCUCGCAAGCUGUGGGAUCCAGAUUCUCCAUUUCUGGAAGCUCUCAGUCAACGCCUGCGAAGGAGCAGCAGCUGCGAAGAGCUCAAGGUCUAUGCUUCAACUGCGACGAGCGAUUCACCAUCGGUCACAAGUGCAGUAAUGCUAAGGUGAUGUGCUUGUUCGAGGAAGAAGAUGGCGAGGUUCAACCUUGGGGACAAGGUUGAUUUCAAGGGGGGAGGAUUGAUGAGAGGAUUUUCAGUUUGGGCUUUUGAGUUUUGGGCUUGGGUGUUUUUUCCUUUUCGUUGUAGGUUUCCUUUGAUUUUGGGGUUGGGGUAGUCGAGUAGAAGGAUUUCGGUUAGGAUUAGGCUUUUCUAAGCCUAUAAAUAUGUACCUUUGGCAUUAGUUCCGAAUCAAUCAAUAAAGUUAAGAUUUAUUGACACCAACGUCGUUCUCUCGCUCGUGAGUUUCGAGCAAAACCCUAGAACAAAGGAAAUUUGUUCAUCAGAAAUGCGAUCGGUGCAGCAUUCACUGUCUCCGUUCCUUGGGUCUGUAACGUUAGUUUGAUUGUUUGUAAAGGUUUGAAGACUGAUGAUAAUGACGAUAGUAGGAAUGGUGUCUUGGGAGCUCUUCUGUCGAGGUCAUUUGAAGUUGAGAAUAUUGUAAACCUUCCCUUUUCUGUCGAGGUUGGCAACGCUGACCGACCCAUCGGGUAUCCACCCGAAACCCGCUCGAAUUUUGACCUAAAAACCGUCCGUUGUGGGCUUUUGGCGGAUUCGGGUUUACCCGAAACCCGUGAGUUGUGGGCGAUGGGUGGCGACGGUAUAAGUGAUAUCCGCCCCGCCCCCGCCCCGUAUCAUAAAACGACGUCAUUUUAGACAUCGUAUAUAAACCAAACAGAGCAGAUUGUCAACCCUAAUCUUCAUUUUCCACUCUCCCUCCCCAACGACUGCUCCCAUUCCUCUCCUCUUCCUCUUCGAGAACCUCCCGAAAUCCUAGCUACUUUCUCUCCAUCGAAUCUCCCAAACAUCUAAUCCGCUCAAAAAUCUCGUUGUUCCCCACAAUUUCCUCCCAGUCCAGGUUGUUUAUACAAUUAUGAUUGCCAGUAGGCAAUCAUUAUCUCUCAAUUUGACCAAUUGGAUGCUAGUUUUGCCGGUGAUUUCGUCGGGAAACAGCAUGCAGAACCCUAAAUUGCCCGCUGCAAUCUUCGAUUUGCAGUUAUUAGGGGAAAUCGACGUGAUAUCACACAUCGAGCGAGAUAAGUUAUUUCUCCCUUUUUCUUUCGUAUUCUGUUACACUUUCUUGCCUUCUUCCUUCUUCUCGUAUAUAUAGUAAACCCUCGAUUAAUUUCAGGUCACUGGUAAGCCUAACUUCUUCCUUAAACCCAUUACAUGCACUCUGCUCAGAGCACAGUCGAGGUAAGCACAAACUUAUACCUUCAUUUGUCCAGAUUCAUGAGCUAUGUCUUUAUCAAUCGAUGCAUGCUAAUUUUAUUUUGUUUGUUUGCCUUUGUUUGGGAGUUCUUCAGGUUCGCAUUAGGCAUCUGCAGUCUGGUGAACAGAGUCUCCCUCUCCAAAUUACAAGUUAGGCAUAACCUUGGUCCAAUUCAACUCUCGAUUGUAAUUUGUAUUGUGUGUUGUGUGAUUUGUCUGGGUAGUUAUGAUUGAUUGAUUGCAUGCAAUUAUUUAAUUGUUUAUGUAGAUGGAUGGUGCUACUGAAAAUUGUGCUUUGAAUGCGAAUGAUCCUACUGUCCCUUCUAAUCAAAAUGGUACUGCUACUGCUAAUGGUUCUGGGAAUGAAAAUGUUGAAAUAAUUCUGGAUGAAGAUCGUAAAUUGACUUCUGAUGUCUGGCCACAUUUUGUGAGGGUGAAGUUUAAUGGGGAGAUUAAAGCCAAGUGUAAAUA
Linum trigynum is the source of this 2838-nucleotide messenger RNA. The record is from the annotation of a GenBank genome assembly. NCBI's taxonomy places the organism in Eukaryota, Viridiplantae, Streptophyta, Magnoliopsida, Malpighiales, Linaceae.